CCGCCCCGUCAACUCUAAAUGCCCUCGCUUUUUUAACACAUUUACAUUUAUGCCAUUUUUGUUAUGCUGGCUGACGUGUAUCGGGAGACUCCGAUCGACGCCGUCUCCUUCCGUUUCUCGUCUCCGGCCUGGCCGCCGCUAACCUUCCCGACGAUCGAACUUUAAUUCCGAGGACCAGAACCGAUCCAGUGAUAUCGGAUCCGAUGCCUAGUCCGAUGAAUCGGAAGGGAAGAUUGGCCGAGAAAGCGAUGUCGUUUAGCGGGCAGAGCGGAGCCAGCGCCGCCGUACUGCUUCAGAGGCCGAGGACGGUGCCGGACUUACUCUCCGGCCGUAAAAUUCCUUCCUCCGCCUGUUCGUCGCCGGAUCUCCCGCCGAAGCUCACGAAGCUGCUGGUGAAUGUGACGGUACAGCGGAGCGCCGGCCCCUUGCACGUGUUGAUUUCGCCGGAUUCAACGGUAGAGGACCUCAUCGCCGCCGCUCUCCGGCAGUACGCGAAGGAAGGACGGCGGCCGGUGCUUCCCUCUACCAGCGCCGCCUAUUACGGGCUUCAUUACUCACAAUUUAGUUUAGAGAGUUUGGAGAGGGGAGAAAGGCUGACGGCGUUGGGAUCAAGGAACUUCUUCUUGUGCCCGACGGAAUUGGAAGCCGCCGCCGCCGCAGGGAAGAUGGCCGUCGGCGGCGAAACGUCGUUAUCCGGCAGCUGUUCAAAGGAAGUUGACAAGCCAACGACAAAGAAUCGGUUACAGUGGUUCAAGUUCACGCUGUGAAUUGAAUUGAAGAAGAAGAAAGAAGAAGGAAGAGGCAAAGCCUCAUGUGCAGGGAGCAUAUACUAAUGGAUAUGGUAUUAUUGUAUAUAGAUUGAUUAGUGUCAAUAAAUUGUUUCCCUUAAUCAUCAUUUCAUACUCUUUGAAAUUGAGCCCUUAAUUAUGUCUCAUCCAAAAUAUACUCUACUAUUUGAACCUCUCCGAGUAUGUGUUUGUUCACUUUAUUUUUUUUGUAAUGAACCAAUUGAAUCACGUACGGUGUCCCGUUUGUAAAUUGAGACACCUACGGUGUUUCGUUUGGCACUCCUCUCAGUGCAUUUGCCAAGGAUGAAACUCGGGU
Messenger RNA from Cuscuta campestris, 1104 nucleotides. The record is from the annotation of a GenBank genome assembly. Lineage: Eukaryota; Viridiplantae; Streptophyta; Magnoliopsida; Solanales; Convolvulaceae.